Molecule: messenger RNA, 1145 nt
Organism: Bursaphelenchus xylophilus (pine wood nematode)
Lineage: Eukaryota; Metazoa; Nematoda; Chromadorea; Rhabditida; Aphelenchoididae
Source: the annotation of a GenBank genome assembly
AUGGCCUUGCAAAUGGAAAGACAAUUAGGACGGUUGGAGUACCAAAUUGAAAGGUUGAAAUGUGGGUAAUGGGAAGGGAAUGAUAUUGAGGGUUAUUUUGCUACUAACUUAAAUCAUAUUAUAACUUAUCUUUGAAUUAGAAACAGGCGGUUAACGCUCGUUUGUUUUUAGACAAGGUUUCGAAAGUUGCUCCAUUUGAAGACGAACUUUUCAACGAUCCGAGGGUUAGCAAUCUAAAGAUCAAUGUGGGAACAACAACGUUCUAUGUAAGUACAAAAAUUCUUUGAUUUUUUACUAGCACUUUUUAGGUUUGCAAACACCAGCUGGCCAAGAAAUCGCCGGUUUUCAAAUCCAUGUUUCUCUCGGGCUUGAAAGAAGCCGAAGAAGGUGUCCUGGAACUGCACGACGAUCCCGUUGCUGUAGAAGCCAUGUUGAAACACGUUUACAUGAAUUCGAAAAUCAAUGAUCUUCAGUUGGCAAUGAAUGUGCUACCCUUGGCGCACCGAUACGAUUUGAGUGACCUUAUGGUAAGUGGAUUGCUUUGGGAAUUUGUUGGAAAGUAGUGUGUUUCAAGAAAUUUUGUACAAAUUUUUUGCUUGUAUCUUUGUUUUCGCAGACACAAGAAAAAAAUGCAUAUACUUAAAACAGGGUGCAUUAUCUUUGGUCAAUUUUUCCAGAACGAAUGCGAAUUGGCGAUCUUGAAUGGGAUCUCUGACGAAAGCGCUGAGCAGACGCUUGAUUUGGCCAGAAAGUUUGACCUGAAGUUGGUUUUUGCAAAAAGCUGUCAGCAUCUUCUACUUAACGCCGAUCUGGGAAGUGCUACUAACGCCGAUCUGGGAAGUGAGACUAGUUGUCCCCAUGUUGCUACAGUAAGUUCCGGAAACAGGUGGCCCAACCGGAGCUCUCCUUGCGAAACCUGCGGUGAUGGCAAAGCUGCCUAUGCGUGCUUGGUGUGCCAGAGAGCAUUCUGCGGUGGUUAUACCUACGGUCAUGCAAUGGAGCACUAUGAAGACACCAAACAUUCGAUGGUGAUUAGGUUGUCCGACCUCUUUGUUUGGUGCUAUAGUUGUGCAUCGACAGUUAAUAGUCGCAAGCUUGACGAGACAAAGGAUUAUAUUUUUCAGGUUCAGUUCCGCAGCCUUUAG